This is a messenger RNA of Chanos chanos (milkfish), 1344 nucleotides long. It is a transcript of the gene tfap2c, whose product is annotated as transcription factor AP-2 gamma (activating enhancer binding protein 2 gamma). Gene Ontology annotation, cellular component: nucleus. The transcript has 7 exons. Gene Ontology annotation, biological process: regulation of transcription by RNA polymerase II; anatomical structure development; regulation of cell population proliferation. The record is from RefSeq and is a predicted model, not a curated record. NCBI's taxonomy places the organism in Eukaryota, Metazoa, Chordata, Actinopteri, Gonorynchiformes, Chanidae. Gene Ontology annotation, molecular function: RNA polymerase II transcription regulatory region sequence-specific DNA binding; DNA-binding transcription factor activity, RNA polymerase II-specific. The coding region runs from base 1 to 1344 and encodes 447 amino acids.
AUGUUGUGGAAGUUAGCAGACAACGUGAAGUACGAGGAGGAUUGUGAGCAGGAAAGACACGAUGGCAAUAGCAAUGGAAAUCCCAGAUUACCGCACCUACCUGCGGUGAGUCAACACCUCUACAGCCCGGCUCCUACACUCUCGCACUCGGCGAGCUCAGACUUCCAGCCACCUUACUUUCCCCCUCCAUACCAACCUCUACCGUACACACAGUCAAGUGAUCCGUACUCCCAUCUAAGCGACCCAUUCAACAUAAACUCCAUACACCAGUCCCCGACGUCGAACCAGCAACAGUCAUGGCCCGGCCGGCAGAGUCAAGAGGGGAUUGGAUCACAUGCAAGACCAGGGCUCGCCAGUCAGAUUCUGGGUCUGGAGAGUGGUUCGUCCGGUGUGCGAAGAGAAGGAUUUCGGAGACCGGAGCUUUUACCUUCACACGUUCACGGCAUCGAAUCAUCCGUUAUUGGUGAAAAUAUGGGAUUGCAUGACAUGGGUCAGGGCCUCGAAGAUGUUCAACAUGUGGAAGAUCACGGUAUUGUAAUAGCCGACCAGACCGUCAUCAAAAAAGGCCCGGUGUCCCUGCCCAAGGGGAACGCAAUGGGGCUGUCCUUUCAGAGGGAAGCCCUCUUAGGCAUGGUAUCCAACCCCACAGAGGUCUUCUGCUCUGUGCCUGGACGUCUCUCUCUGCUGAGCUCCACUUCCAAGUAUAAAGUGACAGUGGCAGAAGUGCAGAGACGCCUGUCCCCUCCUGAAUGCCUCAAUGCCUCACUGCUCGGAGGGGUCCUCCGCAGGGCCAAGUCAAAGAAUGGAGGUCGUUGUUUAAGAGAGAAGCUGGACAAGAUAGGACUGAACCUACCCGCUGGACGCAGGAAGGCUGCUAACGUUACCCUACUCACAGCACUAGUGGAAGGUGAGGCCGUACAUCUGGCGAGAGAUUUUGGUUAUGUUUGUGAGACAGAGUUUCCGGCCAAAGCUAUUGCGGAGUACCUGGGACGGCCCCACGUCGAACGUAACGAGAUUAAUUCACGAAAGAACAUGCUCUUGGCUGCCAAACAAAUAUGUAAGGAGUUCACCGACCUGCUGACACAGGAUCGUUCUCCGCUGGGGAAUUCUCGACCAGCGCCCAUCCUGGAGCCAGGGAUCCAGGGUUGUCUUACCCACUUUAGUUUAAUCACUCACGGCUUUGGCUCGCCGGCUAUCUGCGCCGCCAUGACCUCGCUGCAGAACUAUCUCAACGAAGCCCUCAAACAGGUGGACAAAAUGUACCUGAGCUCAGCGGGCGACGCCCAGGGCUCCUCGGACGGAACCGUCAAAACUUCGGAAAAGAUGGACAAACACAGAAAGUGA